Brienomyrus brachyistius is the source of this 3994-nucleotide messenger RNA. RefSeq names its product missing oocyte, meiosis regulator, homolog (Drosophila) (gene mios). Bases 117 to 2753 code for a protein of 878 amino acids. Gene Ontology annotation, cellular component: cytoplasm. The transcript has 11 exons. Gene Ontology annotation, molecular function: protein binding. The record is from RefSeq and is a predicted model, not a curated record. Gene Ontology annotation, biological process: cellular response to amino acid starvation; positive regulation of TORC1 signaling. Lineage: Eukaryota; Metazoa; Chordata; Actinopteri; Osteoglossiformes; Mormyridae.
ACAUUUUCCGGGGAGCUAUUUUGAUGUUGCACAGGACAGGUGACAUAUCAACACAAACGCUCAUGCAUCUGUUGCCUGCAUGAAUUUUCCAUCCCGAAUAGCAGCUUUCCUGCAGAAUGAGUGGUCCCAAGCCAGACAUUCUGUGGUCUCCGCACCACGUGGAUCGCUAUGUGAUCUGUGACUCAGAACUCAGCCUGUACCGCAUCGAGUCCCUGGGGAGCGCAGAGGCCAAGGCCGGUGCCAUCCCGCUGUCAGAGGAGACAGCGGCCACGCUGCUGGCCAUUAACUCGGACACACCCUACAUGAAGUGCGUAGCGUGGUACCCCAAACACGAGCCUGAGUGCCUGCUGGCCGUGGGCCAGGCCAAUGGCCGUGUGGUCCUCACCAGCCUGGGACAGAGUCACAACUCCAAGUGCAAGGAGCUGAUGGGGAAGGAAUUUGUGCCCAAACAUGCGCGGCAGUGCAACACGCUCGCCUGGAACCCUGUGGACAGCAACUGGUUGGCUGCAGGUCUGGAUAAACACCGAGCCGAUUUUUCAGUCUUGAUAUGGGACAUUAGCAGCAAGUUCACCCCUGAGGCCUCAGUGCCAGCUGAAAAGAUCCGCCUGCCGUCUGGGGACACGGACUCGGGGGUGGUGGUGACCAAGCCGCUGUACGAACUGGGCCAGAACGACGCCUGCCUGUCCCUCUGCUGGCUCCCGCGUGACCAGAAGCUGCUGCUGGCUGGCAUGCACCGCAACCUGGCCAUCUUCGAUCUACGCAACACCAGCCAGAAGAUGUUCGUCAACACCAAAGCCAUCCAGGGAGUGACUGUGGACCCAUACUUCCACGACCGUGUGGCCUCCUUCUUCGAGGGCCAGGUGGCCAUAUGGGACCUACGGAAGUUUGAGAAGCCGGUGCUGACGCUGAGCGAGCAGCCCAAGCCGCUGACCAAGGUAGCGUGGUGCCCCACCCGCACGGGCCUGCUGGCCACGCUAACUCGGGACAGCAACGUGGUGCGCCUCUACGACAUGCAGCACACGCCCACGCCCAUCGGCGACGAGACGGAGCCCACCAUCAUCGAGCGCUGCGUGCAGCCCUGCGAGAGUACAAUCGGCAGCUUCGCGUGGCACCCCUCUGCCCAGAACCGCAUGGUGGUGGUCUCGCCGAACCGGGCCAUGACGGACUUCACGGUGUUCGAGCGCAUCUCGCUGGCCUGGAGCUCUGGCACGUCGCUGGUGUGGGCUUGCGGCCGGCAUCUGUACGAAUGCUCUGAGGAGUGCGGCACCGGGGCUGCGGCGGCAGCCGAGCGCGACAUCGCCACCAAGAUGCGGGAGCGCGCCCAGUCCCGCUACGGCCACGACACCGUUCAGGUGUGGAAGAACCACGUGUUGGCUGGGGGCAACGACCCGCAGCUGAAAUCCCUCUGGUACACACUGCAUUUUAUGAAGCAAUACACUGAAGAUCAGGAGCCAAAGCUCCAGGGCAACCAGCAGCUGUUGCUUUACUCGGGCAUCAAGAACAUCGUCAAGUCCAGCACCUCCGGUACGACGGAGAGCCGGUGCUGCUGGAGCGGCUCGGAGCGGCCGGCGGAGGUGGUCCGCCACCUCAGCGAGGAGCGUGGUCUGGCGCUGCAGCUGUGUGGCUGGAUCCGGCGGGGGCCCGACAUCGACGUGGAGCCCUUCCUCAGGUCCCUGGAGCAGGAGGGCGAGUGGGAGCGGGCCGCCGCCGUAGCGCUCUUCAACCUGGACAUUCGCCGAGCCAUCCAGAUCCUCCACAAGGGGGCGUCCUUCGAUAAAGGAGACCUGAAUCUGAACGUGGUCGCCAUGGCGCUGUCGGGCUACACGGAUGAGAAGACCUCCCUCUGGAGGGAGAUGUGCAGCUCACUCCGGCUUCAGCUGAGCAACCCCUACCUCUGCGUGAUGUUCGCCUUCCUCACCAGUGAACCAGGAGCUUACGAUGGAGUCCUGUAUGAGAGCCGCGUGGCAGUCCGGGACCGAGUGGCCUUCGCCUGCAUGUUUCUCAGUGACUCCCAGUUGCCACGCUACAUCGAUAAGCUGACCAAUGAAAUGAAGGAGGCGGGGAACCUGGAGGGGAUUUUGCUGACGGGACUCACGAAAGACGGCGUGGACUUGAUGGAGAGCUACGUGGACCGGACAGGAGACGUUCAGACUGCCAGCUUCUGCAUGCUGAAGGGGUCUUCGGGGGAGGUACUGAAGGACCCCCGUGUCCAGUGCUGGAUUGAGAACUACCGCAACCUCCUGGACGCCUGGAGCUUCUGGCACAAGAGGGCUGAAUUUGACAUCCACCGUAGCAAGCUGGACCCCAGCUCGAAGCCGCUGGCACAGGUCUUUGUCAGCUGUAACUUCUGCGGGAAGUCCAUCUCCUACAGCUGCUCCUCCAUACCCCACCAGGGCCGCGGCUUCAGCCAGUACGGGGUCAGCGGCUCGCCCACCAAGUCCAAAGUCACCAGCUGUCCCGGCUGCCGCAAGCCUCUGCCCCGGUGCGCCCUCUGCCUCAUGAACAUGGGCACGCCGGUGUCCAGCUGCCCAGGUACUGGGAAAUCGGAUGAAAAGGUCGAUCUCAGCAAGGAUAAGAAGCUGGCCCAGUUUAAUAACUGGUUUACAUGGUGCCACAACUGUCGUCAUGGGGGACACGCAGGUCACAUGCUGAACUGGUUCAGAGAUCACAGCGAGUGCCCAGUGUCAGCUUGCACCUGUAGAUGUAUGCAGCUGGAUACGACUGGGAAUUUGGUUCCAUCAGACAGCAGCUAGGGGGUGCCCUGCCACCCCCCACCCCCCCCGCCCCCUGCCUUGAAGUGUUUUUCACAGUGCUGAGAUUGUCCGGAGGCCAGACCGCGAGGUCGUGACGGAACACAUGUCCGUCCCAUCAUGGACUUAUUGAAAAUCCCUGCGGUCAUCUGCAGUAUUUUGUUUUAGUUGGAAGGAAACUGUCAAACCUGCGCUGUGUCUCUCAGCGAGGAAGGUGAGGUAGGUGCUGAAGGACAACCCUUACACACUUAAAAAUAAAUGUAAAAACGAUUCUGAAUUGCGGACUGUGGAACACGACGGACUUGCCCGGCAGAGUACAGCUGACCGAGGAUUAUUUAACGAGCUGAUAGCGACUAAGCAGCUUGGAGUGACACACUGCUGGGAGUUUGCAGACGGAAGAGAGGACAGAGAGUGUGAAGUACUGACACGGUUUCUAUGGCUACCUCCGAAAUAAAUGCCUUUUCGUAAUAUUUUGCUUUAUGUCAUGCAGCCUUCUGCGUUGUUGGGAAUUAACUCCGCUUUCAACAAAGUAGAAAAGUGUUUCCAGAAAUUUGGACAGAGUGCUGCACUGUAAGUGCCACAUAACUGUGUGGCCAGGUGUUUUUGCAUAUUGCGGUUUGACUCUACACUGCCGUCGUGACUCUCUGCAUAGUGCCCUUAUGAAAUGACCCUUCGGAUCCCUGAUUCAGCUAGACUCAAGUCCUUUUCCCACAUCAUUUUAAGAUAAUUUAACAGAUAUUAAUUGUCCUUUUUUUGGAAAUAUGUGGGUGUUGGACGAUCACUGAUUCUCAUUCCGUAACCACACUCUAAUAUUGACUGUAAGAUUAAUCUAAGUGGGUCAUACAUUAUCCCAUUAAUGCAGAUCAUGAAUAAGCAGAUAUCUGUGCCCAUUAGGGCAUUAUAUAGACAAAUCUGACAGAUGUAAUAUAAAUGUAAAGACAGGUACCAACAUCUUUUAUAAGAUAUAUAUAUAUAUACAGUAUAUUUAUUCAUAAACAAACACUAUUACUCACUUGCCAGGAAUUUCUGUCUUACAGUGAUAUGUCUGCAUUGUCACAGCUGUGUAUGAACAGUUACUGGUAAUGGAUGUUAAUAUCUAAUGGAAAGACCACAGAGUUAUUAUAUCACUGCUUUUUGUGAAGGGAUGUCACACCCUGCUUAUGGAUGCGUCUGUUGGAAAAGCAUUUUGUUGCAAUAAAAGCUUCCACGAGUCCAGAUUGGGGAUUCCUUAAACUGAAAUAAAA